Chenopodium quinoa (quinoa) is the source of this 882-nucleotide messenger RNA. RefSeq lists its product as uncharacterized. The record is from RefSeq and is a predicted model, not a curated record. The transcript is spliced from 3 exons. The coding region runs from base 1 to 882 and encodes 293 amino acids. NCBI's taxonomy places the organism in Eukaryota, Viridiplantae, Streptophyta, Magnoliopsida, Caryophyllales, Amaranthaceae.
AUGGGGAGCAUGAAGAUUAAUGAUUAUUAUAGCAAGUUCAUUGAGUUAAUGAGAUUUGCACCUGAGGUAGUACCAACUGAAGCACUUAAGGCCCAGAGGUUUGAGCAAGGUUUGACUUUAACCCUUCAAGGGAAAUUGGGAGGAGUGACUUUUGAGACCUUAGAUGAGGUUUACGGGAGGGCAGCACACCUUUUUGGGAUCAAAGGGAGAGAGCUAGAGGGAAACUAUUCUGGGGAAAAGAGGAAGCCUAGUGGAGCUUUCAAUGGGAGUGAGAAAGAAACCCAAGGUACCACAAGGGGUAAUGUUGAAAGAGAAAAUGGGAGCCGAGGGAAUGGAGACAAACCUAAGAGAACCUAUUUUUGUAAGAGAUGUGCGAAAAAUCACCCAGGAAAGGAUUGUGAGGGAAACCUAGUGACUUGCCGCUACUGUCCAAAGCUAGGUCACCAUGAGUAUGAUUGUUAUAAGAAGGUCUCUGAUGAGCAGUCGGGUAAACCCCAAGAUGAGAAGAACCAACCCAAGCCAGCUCACCCUAGUGGAUUCAUUCCCAAACCUACACCCAACAACAGUGGAGCCGCUCCCAAGGGUCAUGUGUUCAUGAUUAACAGCCGUGAGGCUGCAACUGCUUCUGAUGUGUUUGAUUCAGGGGCGUCUCACUCUUUUAUUUCUAGAAUUUUAGUAGAUAGACUCAAGUUAGAGAGUGCGGUGUCUGUUUCCUUAGAUAUUGCUAUCCCGUCAGGGGAAGUGGUGAGUUGCACUAAGAUGCAUCAGGGUGUACCUCUUUUCAUUUCAAGUGUAGAGUUUCCGUUAGACUUAAUCGAGCUUGACUUACAAGAUCUCGAUGUUAUUUUGGGGAUGGACUGGUUAGGCAAGUACAAGGCAUAA